AUGUCGAAUGGCGUGACGACAACGAUCAAGUUCGAAGUUCCGUCGUCUCAAAAUUGCCACGUGGCACCGCAAAUUCGAUUAUUCGAAAAAGUUUUUUCGAAAUACUAUACGAUCAAUAAGAAAAAUGAGCAGGAUGUGCAAGAAGCCGAAUGCGAGCCAUUCACUGAGAUCAUAUUUGAGAUUUUCGCAAAAAUUGGCCUAAAUUUCCGGAUUUUAGAGGCGAUUUCGGAGUUUUACGCGGAAAAUCGACAGAAUAGCGAAAUUGAGCCCGAAUUCCGCGGCACCGUCAUUCUUCACUCGCCGCUUCUGUUUCGAAGCGAAAUUGUGUGUUUUAUCAAUAGUAUUCCAUUGAAUUCGAUCCAUUUUGGCAAUAUUUUCAAAAAUGUCCACUAUAGUCAUUGGGAGGUCGGAAAUUUGGUGUCGAUCGCUCAACAAUGGCCCAUCUUUUUCUUGCAGAUCUCUUUCAACACUUUUGAGGACCAUCGACAUCGCGAAAAAUACGCCACCGAACGGACGCUGGAGGCGAAUUUCGAGUUUGACAGCCCCAAUCCGUUGGUUGUCAAUUUCAAGAUUGACCAAGAUACUGAAAGGAUAAUUAAUGGGAAUCGAAAAAUUGAGACCAAUAUUGUCAAUUAUAAGCUAUCGGUGUUUCGUUACGAUAUUCGCCGAAUCAUCUGCGAAUUGGAUUACCGGAAUGGUCCAAUCAUUCAUUUCGAGCUCAAUGUGCCGGUUUGUGUGAAAAGGGCCGUCGAAACGUUGAACAGGAGCAAAAAAAGCACGAAAUCGCCGAAAUUUGAUCGCGUUUUGACGAUAAAGCACGGCGAUUCGGCGCACUUCGAAUGCCAUCCGCUCGCCAUCACCGAUUCGCCGUUUUUCAGCAUCAUUUUCAACCAAAUUGACACGCCGCUGCUUUACAAGAUUCUAUCGCGAUUCCGCCAUCGAUGCGAUGUGCCCAUCGAGUUUUUUCAGACGGAUUUCGUGUAUUACCCGUAUUCGCAGACGAAAUGCCCGUAUAAUAAUUGGGUUCAACAUCGAAAUUUGACGCCGACGCACUUCGAGGAGCCGCUUUUUGCCAAAUUCUUGAGCAAAACAUUCGUCGAGGGCUUCGGCGGACCACGAUUCUCGAAGGGCCACGAUCGAGACAAGGACAAAAUUCGCGCGAAAAAGUUCGCCUAUGUGUAUUUGAUUGAAUGCUUAUUGUCAAGAGGAGCCGUUGUUAAAGACCAAUUGCUGAUCGAAAGGAAUGAAUUUGAACAAUUUUUGAAGAUUAUUUCUGGGCAUUUCAACGAUGACGAAAAACAUGAGUUGUGCGAAUCGGCGCUUGAAGACCUUGUGAAUAUGAUCGAUUGUCGAAAACGCAUCGGAAAAUUGCAUCAAGUUUUCGAGCAAUUGUGCCGAAAUCGCCUCCGGAAUGGCGUCAGCAAUGAGAUAACGCUGGAAAUGUACGACGAUGGGUAUCGUCGGGUGCGCAAAGUGGUGUUGACGCCGACGCGCAAGAUUCUCGUUGUGCCGGAGACGAUCAUGAGCAAUCGAGUGCUUCAUCGAGUUGAUCACGAUUGCACACGAGUGCUCCGAGUCGUGUUCAGAGAUGACGACAAUCAGAAUAUGCGUCUGACGGCACUUGGCGGUCUUCUGCGCUCGACGAUGCUCUCGUAUUUGCAGGACGGAAUCCACGUGGCAGGCCGCGAAUUUGGCUAUUUGGGCAGCUCGAACUCGCAAAUGCGCAACAACGGCGCGUAUUUCAUGGAAAAAUAUUCGGCGCGAAAUCUUCGAGAAUAUCGAUUGGCGAAGGGACGCGAUCCGUCGCCGGGCUAUCGGCCGAAAAUCGAGACGUUUCGAAAAAGUUUGGGAAAAUUUGAGGAAGCUGGAAGCAUCUCGAAAGCGAUGGCGCGUCUUGGACAGUGCUUCACGCAGACGAGAUGCAAAGGCCAUCCGUUGGAACGAUCGGAUUAUAUGGUGACGUUCGACGUCGUCGGCGGUCGCGCCGCCGACACCACCGGCUCGUACACGUUCACCGACGGCAUUGGCGCGGUGUCGGCGAGCGUCGCCAAAAAGGUGGCGAAAUUGUUGAAGCUCGGCAAAGGGUGUGUGCCGAGCGCCUAUCAGAUACGCUUUCGCGGAAUGAAGGGCAUGAUCGCCAUCGAUCCGCAAAUCGACACCGACGUUCUCGACGUUUUUGUGAAGGAUGACGUCGAUGACGUGGCGAUUGUGCCGCGCGAAUUCGGAUUCUCGUGCGUGUUUCGGCCGAGUCAAAUCAAAUUCAUUUCGGCGCGGACGCACGACAAUAAAUACGAUUUGGAGAUCGUGAAAUUCUCGAUGCCGACGCCGGUGGCGCUCAAUCGGCCGUUCAUCAACAUAUUGGAUCAGGUGUCGUCGAAACAAUCGUUCGAAUGCCAUCGGCGGGUUUGCGAGCGCGUUCGCCAAUAUUUGGAUAUUCAAUUGGAGUCGUUCGCGAAACUGAUGAUCAACGAGGACGCGUGUCGUGGCAAGCUUGAGGAGAUGCCGCGUCGCAUUCGUUUCGCCUCGCUGCUGAAAAGAAACGGAUUUGUGCUGUCGACGGAGCCAUUCUUCCGCACACUGAUUCGCGCCUCUAUCGAUUUUGUGCUCGCGAAAUUGGUGCGAAAAUCGCAAAUUCAGGUGCCGACCGACUUGGGACGCUCCAUGUUCGGUGUGACCGAUGAGACGGGACGACUGCAGUACGGACAGGUGUUUGUGCAGUACACGAAGAAUGUGAAGAAUAAGACGCCGACGAAAAACGACAAGAAAAUUGUGUUGAAUGGUGAGAAUGGACGCGUGAUGAUCACGAAAUGCCCGUCGGUGGUUUCGGGCGACGUGCGAAUGUUCGAGGCCGUCGACAUUCCCGAACUCCAUCACAUGUGCGACGUCGUCGUGUUCCCGCAGCACGGACCACGACCGCAUCCCGACGAGAUGGCCGGCUCCGAUUUGGACGGCGACGAGUACUCGGUUAUAUGGGAUUCGGAGCUAUUCUUCGACGGCAAUGAGAAGGCGUUCGAUUUUGUGUCGACGAAAAACAAUGCCGAAUUCAAAAUUGAGGAAAUGGACAAGCUGAUGCAUGAGUUCUAUGUGCACUUCAUGGAGCAGGACUCGAUCGGAAUGGUGGCCAGCAAUCAUUUGCACUUGUCGGACCAUUACGGAAUCGACUCGAAAGUGUGCAUGAAUCUGGCGACGAAAUUGACGCAGGCGUUGGAUUUCGCGAAAUCCGGAACCGCGCCGGAUCCGCUCACCCGCAAAUGGCAAUUCGACGCCGAAAACCUGGUGGCGAUUCCGCCGGAAGUCGCCGAACGCCAACCGGAUUUCAGUGCGCCUCAAGAGCGCGCCGUCAGCCGUCCGAUCUACUACUCGACGAGCCUAUUGGGAUCGAUAUUCCGCGAGUUGAUGUCGAUCGACGACGUGAUGAAAUUGGCGAACAAUCGGCGAAUUCAAGUCGUCGCCGACGAGAUGCUCGAUUAUUUCGGAUGGGAAAUGUUCGAGGACGAGGCGCGACGCGAAAUGGCCAAAUAUAAUUCGCAAAUGCGGUCAAUAAUGGAGAACUAUGGGAUUCGAACGGAAGCGGAAGUAUUUUCGGGCUUCAUUCUCGACAUGCGCAAUCGAAUAUCGGAUAAAGAGCAAGACGACAUGUCGUUUUUCAACACGGAAAACGUGAUCGAAACGAAAAUAACGGAAUUAUUUCGAAAAUUUCGCGAGAAUUUCUUCAAUGCGUUUGCUGGGCAUGAAAUGGGAUAUAUGAGGUUGACGGAGCCCGAAGGACGAUAUCGGAGCAAUGAUGAGACGGAUGUGCUCCGACGGGUUUGUCGAAUGGCGACGGAUGAGAUGAAGCGAAAAGCGGUUGCCUAUUAUAAAGUCACAUAUGAAGAGGCUCGCAAAAGUGUUGAGCAGAAGCUGUCGUUCGCGUGGAUCGCCUACGACAUUCUGAAUUCGGUUCGCGAAUGGAAUAUCCUUGAGCGAAAUGACCCCGACGGACCAUCGUUCUACAGUGGUUCGAAUCCGCUCUACGAGAUGAUUGAGAGACAUCGUUUUGAGUAUUGCGACGAGAAUCGCCAACAAUUUCAGGAGUUUUUGAUGAAAUUUAAGAAUCUGAUGAGGAUUCGCGAUAAAGUUGGUUUGGAUCGUAUUCUCUUCAUCAUCAAUAAUUGGGCAAUUAGCGCGCAAUUAAUUUCGACGAUAAUGAGCGACACGGAUGCUGAGAACGUGAAACUGAAUCGACAAAUUGCGAUGAAUCGAAUCAAGGACUAUCACAUUCUGCUGAUAUUCAUCAUGUUUGCCGCCAAACAAAUCGGACCGCCCGUCGAAUUGGACGCGUUCUCGAAGCCCGUCAUAUUGCCGUACAAUGUGAUAAGCCUUCUAAGUGGUCCCGACGAGGUGGUCCCAUCGGCGGCGAAUCGGCUCACCAUCGAAUUUUUUCGAUAUUUGGCCUCGCGACAUUUCCGCUCGAUCAAAUAUUUGACGUUUCGACAAUUCGGAUUGAAUUCGAUUUUUAUGCGCGGCGAAUGGACCCAACUUCAUCAGAGCGCCGUCAAAACCUUCUACAAUCUCCUGCUGAAUGUGCGAUUCGAGGAGUUGCCGCUGAAUUCCGACGUCGACGUCACGUCGGCGACGAUCAUUCGCGAAUGUCCGCCGUUCACGAUGGAUUUGCCGGCGAAAGCCGCGAUCAGUGGUCUCGCGACGAAAUUGGAAUCGGUGACGGGAUGCGUCGAGAUUCAAUAUCGCAAAAUUGCCGAGAAAAACGACAUUGCGACAUAUCGAAUAUCGGCUCGCGGGACCAUCGAAUCGCUGCAAAAACUGCGAAAAUAUGUGGCCGUGCCGAUAUCGCGAAAAUCGUCGAAUUUUGGCGAAACUCUCGGCAACGAGCUGGCGACGAUCGCGUUGUUGCGAAUCAAAUCCUAA
Caenorhabditis bovis is the source of this 4905-nucleotide messenger RNA. NCBI's taxonomy places the organism in Eukaryota, Metazoa, Nematoda, Chromadorea, Rhabditida, Rhabditidae. The record is from the annotation of a GenBank genome assembly.